UGUCUGCAGGGACGACCUCACCAACUCCUACCUUGGAUGCUGCACAAAAGGCCAGCUCCCAUGGCAGGGGUCCUCUGACAGGAGAGACCAAAGACAUGGCAGGCAGGAAAUUCCAGGACCCAUUAGAAAUCAUGUGGCAAAUGCUGAAGGAACGUCUGCAGAGAAGACAAGAAAUGAAAGGAGAGCCUGCGGAGAAAGAAGCAUUUCCCGGAGGAAGCAGUGGUUGCAUGCCAGCCUCAGCUCCAGGAAGGGAGGCCAUGCCAGGCACAGGCACAGGAGAUGAGGGUGCUGGGAAGGCUUCUCCAUCAGCUUGGAUGAAUAAAGUUUUGAAGCCCUUGGAGCCUCCUGCAGAUGUGUCUACAGGGAAGACUUCUCCAGCUUCUCCAGCUGCUACCUUGGAUGCUGCACUCAAGCCCAGCUCCCAUCUCAGGGGUACUCCAACAGGGAAAAUCCAAGAUACAACAGAUAAGAUAUCACUGGAAGCAACCAAACAGAUGAGGCAAGAGCUGAAGGAUCCCCUGCAGACAAGAGAAGAGAUGGACAUAGUGCUUCAGUGGAAGGUGGUAUUUCUUGAAGGAAGCACUCCAUCUUCGGUGCCAGCCCCUGCUGCAGGAAGGAAGGCAAAGCCAGACACGGGCACAGGCACAGCAGACUGGGAUGCUGGGAAGGAUUCUCCAUUAGCCUGGCGCUCUGAAGUUGUGAAGCCCUCUGAGCAUUCUGCAGGCGUGUCUGCAGGGACGACCUCACCAACUCCUACCUUGGAUGCUGCACAAAAGGCCAGCUCCCAUGGCAGGGGUCCUCUGACAGGAAAGACCAAAGACAUGGCAGGCAGGAAAUUCCAGGACCCAUUAGAAAUCAUGUGGCAAAUGCUGAAGGAACGUCUGCAGAGAAGACAAGAAAUGAAAGGAGAGCCUGCGGAGAAAGAAGCAUUUCCCGGAGGAAGCAGUGGUUGCAUGCCAGCCUCAGCUCCAGGAAGGGAGGCCAUGCCAGGCACAGGCACAGGAGAUGAGGGUGCUGGGAAGGCUUCUCCAUCAGCUUGGAUGAAUAAAGUUUUGAAGCCCUUGGAGCCUCCUGCAGAUGUGUCUACAGGGAAGACUUCUCCAGCUUCUCCAGCUGCUACCUUGGAUGCUGCACUCAAGCCCAGCUCCCAUCUCAGGGGUACUCCAACAGGGAAAAUCCAAGAUACAACAGAUAAGAUAUCACUGGAAGCAACCAAACAGAUGAGGCAAGAGCUGAAGGAUCCCCUGCAGACAAGAGAAGAGAUGGACAUAGUGCUUCAGUGGAAGGUGGUAUUUCUUGAAGGAAGCACUCCAUCUUCGGUGCCAGCCCCUGCUGCAGGAAGGAAGGCAAAGCCAGACACGGGCACAGGCACAGCAGACUGGGAUGCUGGGAAGGAUUCUCCAUUAGCCUGGCGCUCUGAAGUUGUGAAGCCCUCUGAGCAUUCUGCAGGCGUGUCUGCAGGGACGACCUCACCAACUCCUACCUUGGAUGCUGCACAAAAGGCCAGCUCCCAUGGCAGGGGUCCUCUGACAGGAGAGACCAAAGACAUGGCAGGCAGGAAAUUCCAGGACCCAUUAGAAAUCAUGUGGCAAAUGCUGAAGGAACGUCUGCAGAGAAGACAAGAAAUGAAAGGAGAGCCUGCGGAGAAAGAAGCAUUUCCCGGAGGAAGCAGUGGUUGCAUGCCAGCCUCAGCUCCAGGAAGGGAGGCCAUGCCAGGCACAGGCACAGGAGAUGAGGGUGCUGGGAAGGCUUCUCCAUCAGCUUGGAUGAAUAAAGUUUUGAAGCCCUUGGAGCCUCCUGCAGAUGUGUCUACAGGGAAGACUUCUCCAGCUUCUCCAGCUGCUACCUUGGAUGCUGCACUCAAGCCCAGCUCCCAUCUCAGGGGUACUCCAACAGGGAAAAUCCAAGAUACAACAGAUAAGAUAUCACUGGAAGCAACCAAACAGAUGAGGCAAGAGCUGAAGGAUCCCCUGCAGACAAGAGAAGAGAUGGACAUAGUGCUUCAGUGGAAGGUGGUAUUUCUUGAAGGAAGCACUCCAUCUUCGGUGCCAGCCCCUGCUGCAGGAAGGAAGGCAAAGCCAGACACGGGCACAGGCACAGCAGACUGGGAUGCUGGGAAGGAUUCUCCAUUAGCCUGGCGCUCUGAAGUUGUGAAGCACUCUGAGCAUUCUGCAGGCGUGUCUGCAGGGACGACCUCACCAACUCCUACCUUGGAUGCUGCACAAAAGGCCAGCUCCCAUGGCAGGGGUCCUCUGACAGGAGAGACCAAAGACAUGGCAGGCAGGAAAUUCCAGGACCCAUUAGAAAUCAUGUGGCAAAUGCUGAAGGAACGUCUGCAGAGAAGACAAGAAAUGAAAGGAGAGCCUGCGGAGAAAGAAGCAUUUCCCGGAGGAAGCAGUGGUUGCAUGCCAGCCUCAGCUCCAGGAAGGGAGGCCAUGCCAGGCACAGGCACAGGAGAUGAGGGUGCUGGGAAGGCUUCUCCAUCAGCUUGGAUGAAUAAAGUUUUGAAGCCCUUGGAGCCUCCUGCAGAUGUGUCUACAGGGAAGACUUCUCCAGCUUCUCCAGCUGCUACCUUGGAUGCUGCACUCAAGCCCAGCUCCCAUCUCAGGGGUACUCCAACAGGGAAAAUCCAAGAUACAACAGAUAAGAUAUCACUGGAAGCAACCAAACAGAUGAGGCAAGAGCUGAAGGAACCCCUGCAGACAAGAGAAGAGAUGGACAUAGUGCUUCAGUGGAAGGUGGUAUUUCUUGAAGGAAGCACUCCAUCUUCGGUGCCAGCCCCUGCUGCAGGAAGGAAGGCAAAGCCAGACACGGGCACAGGCACAACAGGACUAACCAUAGCGCUAGCUUUCCUCCUACCAGAGUCACAGAACAACACAGCUGUCAUCGCUUGGACCAGGCACAUCAGCCGUGGGCGGCCUCAGCUCACCUGUGUCCUGAAGCACCUCGGGCAAGCCAUCACCCUCACUGGCCUGAUAGAUACCGGAGCAGACGUCACUCUGAUAUCGAGAUCGAAAUGGCCACAGGACUGGACCGUCGUGCCUACGCUGGAUCAGCUGGCAGCCAUGCCUGACAUGGACAAAGUCCUAGCCAGCACCCACAAGGACACCGUCCCCAAGUGA
Molecule: messenger RNA, 3122 nt
Organism: Passer domesticus (house sparrow)
Lineage: Eukaryota; Metazoa; Chordata; Aves; Passeriformes; Passeridae
Exons: 33
Coding region: 96-3122 (1008 amino acids)
Biological process (GO): proteolysis
Molecular function (GO): aspartic-type endopeptidase activity
Source: RefSeq, a predicted model, not a curated record